Macadamia integrifolia is the source of this 2308-nucleotide messenger RNA. Its product is annotated as probable WRKY transcription factor 31. NCBI's taxonomy places the organism in Eukaryota, Viridiplantae, Streptophyta, Magnoliopsida, Proteales, Proteaceae. Gene Ontology annotation, molecular function: DNA-binding transcription factor activity; sequence-specific DNA binding. The record is from RefSeq and is a predicted model, not a curated record. Gene Ontology annotation, biological process: regulation of DNA-templated transcription. Bases 193 to 1863 code for a protein of 556 amino acids. The transcript is spliced from 5 exons.
CUCUCACCCUUAUUUGCCCAAGCGUCUUAGAAAUGCUAAAGACCAAAGACUUAUCUUCAUUUUAGAGAGAACAACAACCACCAUCACCACCACCACCUCUUCUUCUAUCUCCCCUGAUCUCAUCGCCUCACCCCUCUGCCCUCUCCCGAUCGCCUUCCUCCUCUCUUUCUCGUCUUCCUUUCCUUCUCUCACAUGGAACAGUUCCAGUGCGGCCGGGAGAUGUCGCUCUUGCAGCCCUCGGGCAACUUCGUCCGGCCGAAUUCCAGCUUCUCCAAUCACCUUAUUGAGAAUUCAUCAUCAUCAUCAGUCGAUGCCGGCGGAAGGCACACGAUACAAGAGAUGGAUUUCUUCUCGGAUAAUCGUCAUCUGAGAGUAGAUGUCUCCGGAUCCAAUACUACUCGGUCUUCUCAGCAGGAUAAAGCCAACAAAGAUGGGUCGACUACUCGGGUGAACACUGGAUUGAAUCUUCUCACUCUCAAUUCUGAGAUAGAACCUUCGUCGGGUAAUAUGGAAGGGAAGUCAAUAUCCAAAAUGAACAUUCUUCAAGUGGAGCUGGAACGACUGAAAGAUGAGAAUCAGAAACUAAGAAGCAUGCUGGAUCAAAUAACCAAAAAUUACAGUACCCUUCAGACUCAACUACUCUUGGCAAUGCACAAACACGAUAAUCGACGUGAACAGAAGGAUGAAGGAAAUGGUGGAGCAAGUACAUCAGCAACAUUGUCAGCCCAACAGUUGAUGGACCCCGGUCCCUCUGGUGCACUAGACAUUGACGACCCUUCUAAUACUCACUCAAAUAACAAUGAAGACUAUGAUGAGACCACCCAAGAUCAGUCAGUUUCUUUGACUAACAACAUUGAUGCAAUAUCCAAGGUGGACCAAGAUAGUGGAAUGGAUCUCAUUUCUAAAAAACGAUCUUUUACUGAAAUGGAACCGGAUCAUGCAUCAACCACUAGCUCAUCAGGUGGACUCCAAAAGAGCCCAAAACUAGCAUCAGUGGCGAAGGGAGUGGAUCAAGUCCCUGCAGAAUCCCCUUGUCGGAAGGCAAGAGUGUCUGUACGAGCACGGUCCGAUGCACCCUUGAUAAGCGAUGGAUGUCAGUGGAGAAAAUAUGGUCAAAAGAUGGCAAAGGGUAACCCUUGUCCUCGUGCUUACUACCGUUGCACCAUGGCCAUUGGAUGCCCAGUUCGUAAGCAGGUGCAAAGAUGCGCAGAAGAUAAGAGCAUUCUCAUAACAACAUAUGAAGGAAACCAUAAUCAUCCUCUUCCACCAGCAGCCACAGCCAUGGCCAACACAACAUCGGCGGCAGCAACCAUGCUCCUCUCUGGCUCCUCCACUAGCAAGGAUUCAUCAUCUCUCACAAAUAUUGCUUCAGGCUUCUACUCACCUUUGCCUUAUGCAUCCACCAUGGCAACCCUUUCUGCCUCUGCACCUUUCCCCACCAUUACCCUCGACUUAACCCAUCCACCAAAUCCCAAUAUCCCACAACACCAUGGCCACCCAUUCCAACGACCACCACCACCACCCUUCCCUCUACCUCUUCAUGGCCAUGGAUACCCCCAACUCCUAGCAGGCCAACCCACAUUCAUGUCUCCUAAGUUGCCUAUGAAUAUAGCGCCACCUUCUUUGCAAUUAGCAGGGCAGCAGCGAAACCCUUCCAUGGUUGAGACAGUCACCGCAGCUAUUGCCACCGACCCUAAUUUCACGGCAGCCCUAGCCGCAGCUAUCUCGUCGAUCAUCGGUGCACCUCGGACCAAUGAUGGUAAUAAGAUCAACAACAAUAUGGGCGGAGGUAAUAAUAAUAGUAGUUCUCCCUCUGGGGUUUCUCAACUUCCACGGUCCUGCACUACCUUCUCUACCACAUAGAGUAUUUAAAUCACGAUUUUUAGUUUAUGUUGAGCCUCAUACUUUUAACUCUUUAUGAGAGAGAGAGAUCAUAAACAGCACCCCAUGCGCUCAUGCCCGUAGAGGGAGGCAGAGUGAUUUAUAUGGUACACACAAUAAGACAUGUAUGAAUUGUCUCUGGUCUGGCUUUAACUUUUCCCGUUCUCCCAUAAUCGGUCCAACACAUACAGGAGGGACUCUACUCAAGAAAUCCAGGAUGGUGUCAUCUUGAUCGAAAUGCUACUCAUUGUGAAGCUUUAGAGGCUUCAUAGUGAGGUGUAAGAUACAAGAAGUGGUGGUGGUGGUGGUGGCCGGAGUAGAUACGCUUUGUUAUGCAUAAGAGAAGGGUAAUAUUACCUUGUAUAUAAAUAAUAUUUUUCAUACAAAAAAUAAUGAAGUGACUAGAGAAGCAUUCUCUUUGGAUCUA